AUGUCGUCUAACCUGUCUCAUCUCCUGAGAAGUUCUCGACUUGCUCAUGUACCCAAGUCCACAAAUCCACUCACCUCUGCGGCCCCCAAAUAUGCGCCAACGCAUCAAAUUAUUGAGACCAGACCAUCCACUCUACAUCGUCAAGAGUGGGGCCUGAAAAGUUCCCUGCCGCCCAAGACUAAGACCAAAUACAUUGUUUACAACGACUUAGACACUCUGGAGCGCUUGACCACAUUUGAGGCCAACGGUGGCUCACAAUGGAAUCGUAUAAGAUUUCAAGAGCUUGGUGUCGCUCCGAAAUAUAACCCGGGAAAAGCAAACCCUCUUUUCGAGGCCUCUGGCGCUUCUAGAAACCAACUGGUUCCAUUGAGCUCUCUACUCAACGUUGACAGAUCCACCCCAAAAGCCGAGGUCGAAAGAAGGGUUGCCGAACUAAAAGAUCUGCGCAGCGUUUUCAAGAAAUGGCUUUUGGAGCGCGAUCCAGAGGCUCUCCAAAACAAGACAUUCAGCGUGAAAGAUAUGACGGAUAGUGCUGUUGAGUUUCUGAAUGAGUCUACAAGCCACAAUGUCGAAUUGGGUGCGAAAUCUCUGCGCAAACCCAUUGGAACUGGUGGUCUUACGUACAACUUACACGGCAGGCUAAGAAAUUCGCCUAACGGUGUGAUUCAAAAAACUGUUGUUCCGGGAAGGUUCCUCAAUGUGGAAGGCAAUGACAGAUUGGCAGCGAUUGGAGGGUUUGUCGCUAACGCAGGUUCCUCCUCUGUUUCUACCUCUCAGAUGGACUACCGGAUGGGAGAUUUCGUGAGACAGUUGCAGUUUCCUUUUGCUGUCAGUCAUGCUACCGUGCAGGAUAACGGCAAAGUUGUGCUGAGGGCAACCGCCAUUAGCGGUAUGAGUUCAAAGGCCCGUAUACAAAUGAAUAGUCGAGGCUACCAGCAGCGUCCUCCAAGAAAGAACUCUCUACGUAGCACUUCCGUUGAAGAGUCCACAAAGCAUGCUGAAGAGCUACUUAAUAUCUUGACUAACUUCGAUAAAGGCAAGGGUAAGAAGCUGAGGUAG
Lachancea dasiensis is the source of this 1059-nucleotide messenger RNA. The record is from the annotation of a GenBank genome assembly. NCBI's taxonomy places the organism in Eukaryota, Fungi, Ascomycota, Saccharomycetes, Saccharomycetales, Saccharomycetaceae.